Messenger RNA from Penicillium longicatenatum, 873 nucleotides. RefSeq lists its product as uncharacterized. Lineage: Eukaryota; Fungi; Ascomycota; Eurotiomycetes; Eurotiales; Aspergillaceae. Bases 1 to 873 code for a protein of 290 amino acids. The transcript is spliced from 3 exons. The record is from RefSeq and is a predicted model, not a curated record.
AUGGUCUACCCUCCGAUUGAGGCUCUUGAGUUAGCCAACUUAAUCUUCUUCGGGAUUUCAAUCAUCCCGGUGUGCUAUUGCUUUUAUAUGCAUGGCCGGGAGGGCAUUGGUCCUUGGCUUAAUACGUUUGUAUGGAACACUCUGCGCAUUACCGCUAAUGCCAUCGCAUUCAAGUCGAUCGCGACGACUGGCAUACCCAGUCUCAUCAUUCCGCUCGUGGUAAACGGGGUUGGUCUCUCACCGUUUACACUAGUGUGUCAGGGAUUUGUGAAUGAAGCCAACUUCUCUAUCCGUAAAGACCUCCCGAUUUUCGCUGGGAUUUGGGGCUCCCUCAUUGCGCAGAUAUUAAUCAUCGUUGGCGUGUCUUUGUCGCUGAAGGGUCUCACCGAGCUUACCAUCCUAAAAGCUGGUCUCAUUAUUUGGCUUCUCGGCUGGGUCUAUACAGGCCUGAUGAUCGUGGGAAGCUGGUCUUGCAAAGGUCACAAGAAACGCCUCCCAGAUGAGAAAGUUCUUUUAUACGCCGCCACAAUCUCCUGGCCUCUUGUUGGAUUCCGUGUCGUCUACGUCACUUACUGUGGUUAUGUUUACCACAUCUUUGACCAAGGUGGUAUCACGAUCAUGUCAGUCUUCGGUGUGCUUCCGGAGUUCCUGUGUAUGAUGAUAUAUCUCGGUGCCGGUAUCUGGACUCGGAAUCUGUCGCGCACACAUAAGACUUUGCGGCAAGAGGAGAAAGCAGCGAAGAAGCAGGCCAAGGCUGGUGUGCUGAACUCCUUAUCGGCGAGCACAGAGCCUCUGGAAAAGUUUUCCUCUUUGACUGGGUCAGACAACACUCGCACAGCUGGUACAGCGAGUAUUUCUGGAACCACAGUAUGA